AUGGAGAGUAUAUUUGAAGAGUUCAGUUUACCAAAAAAACAAAGAAAGACUACAUAUAAGAAAAUACAUGAGGAACCAAACAAUGAUGAGGAAGCACUGACUGAAGCAGUGGAUGUUAUGGCACCACCAGUUAUUGGAAAUGGAUUCAUUUUUGGCAAUGCUCUCAUAGAUAAAAUUAGGAAUCGAUUAGAUGGUAAGGAAAAUAAAGAGGAUACACCUGUUCCAACCCAAACGCAAAUGAUUGAUAAUUUAUACAAAGACGCUGAGGAGUUGGAAGAAGAGACAAUUGAAUAUGAGAAAGAAGCAAUAAAUAAAGAACAAGAAGUAGUACAAACCCAACUUAUUGCGAAGGAAAAGGAAGAAAUUGAGAACAUAAAAAAUCCAUCUGACGCAUAUCUUCAGGAAACGCAACCAAUUGAGGAAAAAUCGUUUCUUUUGGGAACAAAUAAAGAACUAGAAACACAAGAAACCCAGGUAAUCAAUCCUGUCUUAAGCGAAUCCCAACCUAGUGAAAAUAGGUCAUCUAAUGAGAAAAUCCCUUUCACAUUCACCCAAAAAAUCCAAGAUUUUGUUGAAACAGUUGAAAACUAUAGUACAGAUCUCUCUUUGUCUAAAGAUGAAACUAUUACCAUAAAUCUACCGAAUCAUGCUACUGAUAAUUCCACAAGUAAAAGAGCCCACAGAAUUAGCCAGGAACUUCAGCGAACAAUGACGGAUAUGGAUACCCAAGUCAUUAAUAAUACAAAUCUUGAUGUUAUUGAAGCCACAAUGGCUGAUUUACCAAAUUUAAAUGAACCACAAUCAACUGUUGCAGAUAUACCCUCUACUGGUUUGAAAAUUCAUGAAAUUCAGAAAGAAUUAGAAAGGGAAAGAAAUUCUAAGGAACUGAAAGAAUACAAAAAACCGUCUAAAGAAAUAAAGGUUAUUCCAAUUAAAUUUAGUAAAACAUCAUUACUAGAUGGAUUCGAUAACUCUUCAUCUGAUGAUGAGUUAGAAGUACAGAAAGAUAUGAAAAUAACUCGAACCAAAGAAAAACCUGAAAGUUCGAUAAAACCAAAAAUUAAACCUAAAAAACUAACUGGUUUAAACACCUAUGAAAACAAAUUGAAAAAAAAGCUUCUUGAGAAAAAACACAUUCAAUUAGACUCAGAUAGUGAUAAUGACAGUGACAUAGCGAAAAGGUUUCCUAUUUCUCGAACCUCAAAGGCCACGCUAUUAAAUUUAAAGGCAAGAUUAUCAAAAAAGAAACCAGUCAAGUCAAAUAAAUCAACUAAUACUAGUCUUGAUGUUCUUUUCCAAAACUUGAAACAGGCAAGUAGAAAACAAAUCUUAGAUCAUCAAAGAGAACUAGUUGAAAAUAGAGGAUUUAAAUUAGAAGAUAUUGAAAAAGAAAAGGAAAUUGUAGAAAAUUUAUUAGAAGAGGAAAUUAAAAGAAAUAAAAGAAUUCGGAUGCGUGAGAAGCAGAAAGAAAAGUCUUUAAGUGAAAACGAAGAUGCUGAUUUUGAUUUAAGUGCCAACGAAUUAGAAGAUGAGGAGGAGGAUGGGGUGAAUGAUUCAGACAAUAUUGCGAAUUCUCAAAUAAGCGAUGAAGAGGAUGAAGACAGUGAUUCUGUUUUGGAUAAUGGAAAUCAUGUUGCCGAUGAAGAAGGUGACGCGAACCGCGAAGCGGACAAUUCAAGCAUCUCGAGCAAAAAUGAAAUUUCUGAUGAGGAUGAAGAUUCCAUCUUUCAAUUAACAAGAAAGGAAAAGCAUCCUGUUAGAAUAAUACAAGAAUCUGAUGAUGAGAAUGAAAUAAAUAAAAUCAACACCAUCGAUCUCGGUGUUUAUGGUGGUAAUCUGGAUAAUCCAAAUCCGUUAUCAUCUCAAACUGAACCUAAUGAGGACGAUGAAGAUGAAAAAUCCACCUAUGAGAAUAAAGAGAUAACAGAAGAGGAACGCCAUGCUUUGAUCCUUGCUGAGAAAAAAAGAAUCCAAUUAAUAGAGAAAAAGAAUGCUGCAAGAACUAAAGAAAUGAAGAAAAAGGGUGUUAAUAAACUAUUUGAAAUGGAAGCUGAAGAAUCCGAAGAUGAAUGGCAUGGUAUUGGUGGUGCAGAUGGAGAAGUAUCAGAUGAAUAUGAUUCGGAGGUGGAGAAAAUGAUUGAUGAUUACUCUAAGUCAAAUUUCAAUCCUGAUGAGAUACGUCAGAUGUUAGCACUGGAGAAUAAGGAAAUGGAUCUAAACAUGAUUACAAAGAUAUUAUAUGAUAUAAAGAACGGAGGGUUCCGCAAGAGAAGAAGAGGAGGGCUAGACCUUGAAUUGAGUGAUGAUGAUGAAGACGAUGAGGAGUUAAGAGAAUAUCAUAAAAGAAAAAGAGAGUUAAUGAAAAAGAGAAUGUUAGAAAUUGGUGACGAUAAGAAACUAAUAAAGAACCCCAAAUCCAAAGCAUUCUUUGAAAGUAUGGUAGAGGAUAUUGUUGAUGAAAAAAAUGCCUUUGGGGAUAUUGAAUCCAUUGAGAAAUCUAGUACUGAAUUAGACACUCAGGAAGAAAAAGAGCAAGAUGUAACACCUGGGGUGGAUAAGAAAAAGAAUGUGAUAUCUGAAGAGUUUGUUCAAAAGACGCUAUCAUUUUUAAGAAGUGGCCGUGACUUAGAGGAGUUCAAUAUUGAAGAGGAUCUUGCCAAGGAACAACAUGGUGAAAACGUAGAAGACCUAUUUUCAUUAAAACAGAGAAGCACCAUCAAAGAGUUCCGAAAUCCAAGUCAGACUAACACCAUUGACUUAAUAAAUAAUGUGGAGAAUGUUGAGUCAUCUCCCUUGGGAGGAUUCAAGCCACCGUCGGUUAUUAAAUCCUUUAGUUCCAGGACGGAUAUUAAUGAGAAAUUUAAAGAUGGGAACAAAACUGUUACAAUAUCUAAAGUCUACAAGACAGUUGGUAGUUCCAAGGCGUCCAUUACAUAUUUAGGAAAGAGUAGAAAAUUGAUGCCGCCCAAGAAAAAUAAGAACCGGGAAAAAAUAGGAAGCAAAAUAAAGCCUACUAGAAGCAGUUUAUUUUCAUCACAUGAUGAAAGUUUCGAAAACUCUUAA
Messenger RNA from Naumovozyma castellii, 3063 nucleotides. It is a transcript of the gene MRC1, whose product is annotated as chromatin-modulating protein MRC1. NCBI's taxonomy places the organism in Eukaryota, Fungi, Ascomycota, Saccharomycetes, Saccharomycetales, Saccharomycetaceae. The coding region runs from base 1 to 3063 and encodes 1020 amino acids. The transcript has a single exon. The record is from RefSeq and is a predicted model, not a curated record.